Prunus dulcis (almond) is the source of this 618-nucleotide messenger RNA. RefSeq names its product skin secretory protein xP2-like. Lineage: Eukaryota; Viridiplantae; Streptophyta; Magnoliopsida; Rosales; Rosaceae. The transcript has a single exon. The record is from RefSeq and is a predicted model, not a curated record. Bases 68 to 451 code for a protein of 127 amino acids.
ACCUUCUUCUAACUUGACUGCCUACACUUUGAUAAGAGCUGCAAAUUAAACAGUGCAAGAAGCAAAGAUGGCACGCCAAGUGAUUGUCCUUGCUCUCAUCUUUGUUGCCAUUUCCGGGGUUUUAGCACAAGAACCAACCUCCCCUUCAGGACCCUCACCGGCCAAUGCACCAGCCACAUCAUCAUCAUCAUCAGCUCCUUCUCCCGGCGCCUCUGAUGCUGCCGCUGCCACCCCUGCCUCAGCCCCAACCCCUGUUAGCGAUAUAUCUUCGCCACCUGCUCCUUCCCCUGCAGGCGGCGACACCGAGGAAGCUGCCCCCGGAAGCCAGGCCACCGAAGCUGAUGCGGCAGCUGCCCCAGAAGGCAUUGUCACAGCUGAGGGACCAGUAGACCCUUCAUCAGCUGAGGAAGAUUAUCCUGUCGAUGAUUUCUCUAGGCUUAUCAAGAACUGAGGAGUUUACCUCUAAUUAAUUUAUUCAUUCAUCAAGCUAAAUUUUGUUUAUAUUUAAUUGAAUAGAGUUCCCAUGCAAAGAUUUAUUUAUUAAUGGUACCUCUCUUGGACCACAAAAUAAUAAUAUAUCGAAGAUGAUCAAUGGGGCAACCUUGUUAUGCUAUACUA